This is a messenger RNA of Daktulosphaira vitifoliae (grape phylloxera), 759 nucleotides long. RefSeq lists its product as uncharacterized. The transcript has a single exon. Bases 1 to 759 code for a protein of 252 amino acids. Lineage: Eukaryota; Metazoa; Arthropoda; Insecta; Hemiptera; Phylloxeridae. The record is from RefSeq and is a predicted model, not a curated record.
AUGGUUAGCAGCGAUCAUAGACUAAUUGAAUAUAAAUUAAAUGCAGGACAUCUGGCAAAAUAUUCAAAACCAGCUAAAAGAUACAAUAUCAAGAAAGCAGACUGGAACAGGUUUAAUGCCACACUUGAACAGGAAGUAGCAUGGUAUGAGAACGAGUUUUUGGCAGGUAAUAUAGACAAGAAAGUACAUAUCAUGCAGAAGGUAAUAGGAAAUGCAGCCAAGUUAGCUAUUCCAUGGGGACGAGAAAUUAAUAGACCGAAGCCGCCCUGGUGGGAUGAUAAGCUACAAGAAAUAAAAAGGAGAGUAAGGUCGGCAAAUAAGCUAUACGAGCGAAACAAAGUUGACAAUGAAAAUAUUUUCAAAGAAAGAUAUAAAAGAAUAAGGAAUGAGUACACCAAGGCCUUAAGGGAAAAGAAGAGAGUUUCAUGGAGAGUAUUUGCUACAUCCAUAAAUUAUGAUGAAUGGGGUAAGUGCUACAAAUGGUUGAAAACUGGGGGGAAACAAACUAAUGUGAUAACGACAAAGUUGAAGGCUGAUGGAACAUACACCAAGGAUGCGAAGGAUACAGUGACAUACAUGCUGGAGAGCAUGAUACCGACGGAGGAUGCAGGUUUGCCCAUAACCCUGGACGAAGAAGAAGAUACGUCUGUGGAAGAAGAAAUUGAUGAGGGCAUAAUUAAACAAGCAUUAUGGCGAAUAGGUACAAGAAAAGCACCAGGAGAGGAUGCAAUUAAUGCAGGUGUACUAAGACAAGCUUAG